Molecule: messenger RNA, 393 nt
Organism: Corylus avellana
Lineage: Eukaryota; Viridiplantae; Streptophyta; Magnoliopsida; Fagales; Betulaceae
Product: ethylene-responsive transcription factor ERN1-like
Biological process (GO): positive regulation of DNA-templated transcription; response to stress
Cellular component (GO): nucleus
Molecular function (GO): DNA-binding transcription factor activity; transcription cis-regulatory region binding
Source: RefSeq, a predicted model, not a curated record
AUGGGGAAAAUGGGUUGUAGAAAUCCGAAAGCCAAACGGGGAAAGAGGCUCUGGGUGGGUACUUUUACUAACUUUGUGGUAGCUGCCCAUGCUUAUGAUGAAGCUGCGAUGAUUCUGUACGGCUCUUGUGCUCGCCUCAACUUUCCAGCAGGGUUGGAUUCAACGACGACAUCAAACUACUCUGAAAUACCCUUGAGGAAUGAGGAUGGAGAAAGCAUUGCUACAUCUUCUGCUGUUGAGGAAGAUCUUCCAGAGCUUUUCAACGAUGAUUUCUUUAAAGACAUGGGAUCAUUUUUCGAGGAUAUUGGUCAAUUGGGAUGUCUUGAUGUCAACGAUGGUCAAUUGGGGUGUCUUGAUGUCGACCAAUGUGAGGCACCUUCCGGAGUUAGUUAA